This is a messenger RNA of Spodoptera exigua (beet armyworm), 3270 nucleotides long. Lineage: Eukaryota; Metazoa; Arthropoda; Insecta; Lepidoptera; Noctuidae. The record is from the annotation of a GenBank genome assembly.
AAACGAACGAAUGGAAAUGGUUGGCGAAGGAAAUUGAAGGAAAUCCUUGGACUGCUGCGCUUUUCAUUGUAAUUUUGUGUAAAUAAAAUUUAGGAUAAUUGUUUUGUAAUAAGUACUUAAAUGGUAUCAGUGGACUAUUUUUGUUGCUAUAAUGUCAAAUAGUUCGAUUGAGGGGAAGCUGAAAGGUUUACAAGAACGUUUCGAAAAUGAAAUGCGUAUUCGAAGAGAAGGUGGUUUCAACAACCAAGGUGGAAUUGGGACUCCCAGGCCGGGGGGUGGCAGGACCAGGCCGAAGCCCCCAUCAAUGUUUCCCACCAGAAACAUAACAGAAUUCCCACCAAGGUCACCGCAAGCUUCUGAGACUGAAUACAGAAUGAGAGAGGUUUAUAAGGUUAGUGGUAAGCUGAAUGUUGACGGCGUGGAGUACAGAUCACACGUGGACGACCUGCAGCAGCUGGGCGAGCUCGGCAGCGGCACCUGCGGCCAUGUUGUCAAGAUGCUCCACAAACCUUCCAACACUGUCAUAGCUGUUAAGCAAAUGCGUCGUUCUGGCAAUUCGGAGGAGACAAAACGUAUCCUAAUGGACUUGGAUGUGGUGGUCCGUUCCCACGAUUGUCCCUACAUCGUAAGGUGUUUGGGCUGCUUCGUGACUGACGCUGACGUCUGGAUCUGCAUGGAACUGAUGGCUUCCUGUUUUGAUAAGCUGCUGAAGAGGCUCGGAGCUCCUAUACCUGAGGCUAUUUUGGGAAAAGUAACGGUAGCGACGGUGAACGCGCUAUCGUACCUGAAGGACACGCACGGCGUGAUCCACCGCGACGUGAAGCCGAGCAACAUCCUGCUGGACGAGCGCGGCAACGUCAAGCUCUGCGACUUCGGCAUCAGCGGCCGCCUCGUCGACUCCAAGGCCAAGACCAGGAGCGCUGGCUGUGCUGCCUAUAUGGCUCCGGAGCGGAUAGACCCGCCGGACCCGACGCGGCCGGACUACGACAUCCGGGCCGACGUAUGGUCGCUCGGCAUCUCACUCGUCGAGCUCGCCACCGGAGUCUUCCCCUACAGAGACUGUCAGAACGAUUUCGAAGUACUCACUAGGGUAAUAGCAGACGAUCCCCCGCAGCUUCCAGACACCGAUGACUUCACACCAGAGUUCAAAUUAUUUGUGUCCCAGUGCCUAACAAAGAACUACAGACAGCGUCCCAAAUACGCGAAGCUUCUAGAACAUCCGUUCGUUGUCAAAUCCGCGCGGAGUUCCAUAUCAGUGGGCGCGUGGUACGCCUCCCUCUCUAUCUCGGGGCAGGGGGGCGGGGCUAAACCCACUCCUUCGCCACAGACCACGCCCACUGCCCCUAGUAAUGGCGUCGAGACGCCCGUCACUCCACAACCAGUGAGGAACUUCGUGACUAGCUCGCAGCAUUGGAUGGAGCAAGUUACUCCUACGCCAUCGAGACCGUGGUGGGCGACGAGUGGCAACGCGAACGCUGGUGGAAGCAGUUCGCAGCCGACCAGCUUGGAGACUGACAUGUCGAACCAUUCGCCAUACCCUAGGAGAAGAACAAUAGACGCGUGCGCAUCCCCCCCACCCCCACCAGUGCGCAGGGUGUCAGCCGAUAAUCGCUGGCGUGCGUCCCCCGCGAGUUCGGGUAAUACUAGUCCUAUAGUACUGCAGAGGUUUUAUCAUCAGAACCAGCAGCGGAGAUCCAGGGUCGACUUGCAUUCUACUCCUAGGCAUAGAAGUUUAAGUAGAGAACACAGUACAGGGAGGUCGCCCGAGCCCCCGCCCCGGACCAGUCGGCAGCACCAAAUGUUAGGACACGAAGUUUCAGCGAACGGUAGCACUACGGAACUAGAGCCCCCAGCGCUACAUGAGAGGUUGCACCCACCGUCUCCCUUACUACUCAAUGAUAGGCUAUCAGAAGGCCGUAGUCAAAGCCUGACGCGGGCGGAGCUCCGCAACGGGUACCGCGCGGACCCGCAGCCGGCCGCCACCCACAAACACCACCACGACGACCAAGCGCGCAGGGACAACCACCAUCCACAUCAUCUGCAGCACAGAUGGGGUAACAGCGAAAGUUGGAGUAUGCCGGCGUCGCCCCUCCCUCCCCGGGCGCCGCCCCCGCGCCCCGCCGACUAGCGGCCCGCCCGCGCCCCGCGCUGUGGCAUCCAGCACUUACAGCGCUGCUUGCGUCGCUGCAUUGCCCAGUUGCGCUUGAAGAAGCGCAACUACAUGACCUAAGGAAGCUAAUAACACAGAAGUACUGGUUAAAUCACAUAUUUCGAUCAAUUUUGAAUUCUAUUGCAUAAAAGACAAGAUAAAUUAUUGAGAACAGCUAAUAUGACAUAUUUCUUUUAAUACUAUCUUAAUCUAUAAGCAAUUGAGUUCAAAGUUGUCUGUUUGUGUAUGGGGUUCGGUAUUAGAGUUCUAUUGAGGACUGCAGUGAGUAUAAGUAAGUGACUGAUGCCAUAAUGUUCCCGCAACCAAUGUUGUUCAACGUUCUACACUGUAUAACUAUCUAUAGUAAAUAUAUAGGAAGAAGGCACGACGGCUUUGUAUUUUAUUACUGCUUAAGGUACGGUUUCAUUGCACGCGACUGAAAUCGCCGACUUGAGUUGUGUCCUUCUGCGAUCCGAUUAUACACAUCGUAGUCGGAUAUUAGCAAAAGCAUUUCGUAGGAAACGUGAAUCCUAUAGCGACUUUAUUUCGAAGCAGUCAGCGUCAUUUUUGUAGUCGAUAUCGACUACAGCUUAAUUGCAGUAGCGUCAGCCUAUAAUACAAUUGUAUUCAAAGUGCCUGAUUUAAGACUGAGAACAAUAAAAAUAGUCCAUUGAAAAUCGCGAGUUUAAUAAAAACAAACUACCUCUAUGUAUGUGAUUUACUCCUCGGACUUUGUAACAGUCUUUUAAUGAGAGAUUAAAAUGUCGCGUUUCAGUCGCCUGAGUGAAACCUCGCCUCUAUAAAGAAUAGUGAAAAUGCCGCGCAGUAUCCAAGCGGUGUUCGGCUUAUCGCGUGAUAAUAAUUACUUAGCAUGUUCAUAGUACACUUUCAAAUAUUUUGGAACAAAAACACGUUUAGUAUAGUAUGGAGUUGUGACGUCACAGUGAUAUAUUUUCGUAUAUACUAUUUAGUAUAUAAAUAUUUAAUCUUGUCAAAAUCACUCGACUCCAGGUAUAGGUCGUAUGUUCCAGUAAAUGACUAAAAAGUUCAAUUCUAAUUAACAAUUAUAAAGGUUACUUUUUCAUACAAAAGUUUGGACACUACUGUACCUUUCAAUAAAA